UCAUAUCAGCCCCGUUAUAUUAGUCAGCAUUCCAAGUGCAAGCGGUAGAUUUUCGCGUGGCACAUACACAGCAAACGUCGAAAUCUUUUAACGAUGAAGGCUGUUGCCCUGGUUCUUCUUUUAGUCGCUUGCUGCGCUUCAGCAGUUCGAGACGACAUCUGCUAUUUGCCGCACACAAGAGGGCCCAUCGAAUGCCUGGCCUACUUCCCCAUGUACACUUACAACAGCGCAGCUGGUCGUUGCGAGUCUUUCGUGUAUGGAGGCUGUCGAGGAACUGCAAACCGGUUUCCCACAUUGGAAGCUUGCGAAGAACGAUGCGGAGGAUCAAAUGAGGUGAGAAGAUCGUAAGAGAAACUCCAUGGAAUGACACCGUUCGUUUGCUGAAACAAGGCUUUAAUGACUGAUACUUCAAUAAACGGCAUAAGCUUACAAA
Messenger RNA from Ornithodoros turicata, 433 nucleotides. RefSeq names its product kappaPI-actitoxin-Avd3b-like. The record is from RefSeq and is a predicted model, not a curated record. Lineage: Eukaryota; Metazoa; Arthropoda; Arachnida; Ixodida; Argasidae. Bases 94 to 348 code for a protein of 84 amino acids. Gene Ontology annotation, molecular function: serine-type endopeptidase inhibitor activity. The transcript has 3 exons.